UGGGUACUAAAAUCAUUUCGCUUAAAGAUGGAUGGUACCAUGAGCAGAACAGCAGCUGCCUGAGCGUACUACUCUUCAAUUCUCUAAGCACCGGUUCCACUUCCUUGUAGAGAGUAAACAUGGAGAACCGCCCCAUCCAAAUCCCUCGACUGGAACUUGGCCGUCAGGGACUGGAGAUCGAGUGUCAACGGAGAGAUCACUGGAAAAAAGCAAGAAAAAGCAAUUUGAUCAUUACGAGACUGGAAAAAGUUUCUAGAUUGGGCUUCGGGUGCUAUGGACUAUCCGGAGUAUACAACAGUCCUCUUUCUCAUGAAGCUGGACGUGCAGUUAUUCAGGAAGCAUUCGAUAGGGGCAUCACCUUCUUUGAUACGUCCGAUCUCUAUGGGCGUAAUCAUGAUAAUGAAAUCAUGGUUGGCAAGGCUUUGAAACAGCUUCCUCGAGAAAAAAUUCAACUGGCUACUAAAUUUGGCUUGGUCAAGUUAGACUGGGAUGGACAUGGUCAAUAUGUUGCUAGGGGCAGCCCUGAAUACGUCCGGUCAUGCUGUGUAGCCAGUCUUAAGCGGCUUGAGGUCGACUAUAUUGAUCUUUACUAUACACAUCGCAUCGAUGUUUCAGUGCCAAUCGAGGAUACCAUGGGGGAGCUUAAGAAACUGGUGGAGGAAGGGAAGAUAAAAUAUAUUGGGUUAUCAGAAGCUAGUGCAGACACAAUAAGGAGAGCUCAUGCGGUUCAUCCCAUCACUGCAGUACAAAUGGAGUAUGCCCUUUGGACCCGUGACAUCGAAGAUGAGAUAGUUCCAGUUUGCCGCGAGCUAGGCAUUGGAAUAGUUGCAUACAGCCCUCUUGGUCAUGGUUUCUUUGCUGGAAAAGCAGUUAUUGAGCCCUUGCCCCCGGAGAGUUUAUUGCCAGCUUUCCUUCCAAGGUUCAGUAGGGAAAAUCUAGAGAAGAAUAAAAAUCUUUAUAGCAGACUUGCCAUUCUGGCUGAAAAGCAUGCCUGCACUACUGCUCAAUUAGCUUUGGCAUGGCUUCUGCAUCAGGGCGAGGACAUUUUCCCAAUCCCAGGUACGACUAAAGUUGGGAACAUUGAUGACAACAUUGGUUCCUUGUCCGUAAAGCUCUCCGAAGACGAUCUCAAAGAAAUUUGUGAGGCGGUGCCCUUUCAUGAAGUUUUUGGCGAACGAUCAGCACCUGCGCUUUCUCAAUUUUCUUGGAAAUUUGCAAAUACCCCAUCAAAAUAGAAUAUUUGCCAAUUUCUUUAUGCUUUCUCUAUGUAUUUUGGUUUGUUCAAGAACAAUAUAUGCAGCAAAAGGAACUGUCGAAAACACGUUCUAUAUAAAAACAUGGAGUUCUUUGUUGCGUA
This is a messenger RNA of Juglans regia (Persian walnut), 1357 nucleotides long. Its product is annotated as perakine reductase-like. Gene Ontology annotation, cellular component: cytoplasm. Bases 120 to 1235 code for a protein of 371 amino acids. Lineage: Eukaryota; Viridiplantae; Streptophyta; Magnoliopsida; Fagales; Juglandaceae. The transcript has 8 exons. The record is from RefSeq and is a predicted model, not a curated record.